AUGAUGAUGAAGGUCUUAGCUCUUGGACUUUCGCUGCUCUGUCGCCUUGCCGCCAGCGACUUGGCCUGUUCUGUGACGGAAGAACAGCGUGAUCCAGCGUUGAAGGAGAUGACCUAUGACAUUGGUUAUGGCGAGCAAACGACAUUGGUCUACGUUGAGCCCGACAUGGACUCCAUGUACAAUGGAAACGCUCCAGCUAAACACAAAGUUGUUCCCAAGUUUAAUGGUCUUUCUGUCAAAUUUAUUAACAUGAGCAACAAGCAUGUUCGUCUGUCAUGGGAACCAAGACCAGGUGGCACCCCCAAUCCCAUGAACAAAAUUGCUCCCUUUGAAGCAUCGGGAACUGCCUCCUUUCCCACGCACAGCUUUAUCAUGACCGAUCCAGACACGGACAAACUAUUGCAACGAUUCGCCAUCCAAGAAUAUCCCGAGAAUAUUUAUGCCUAUGAUCCAUACAUCGUGGAAGGCGACGAAAAGGCCACGGAGAAAAAUCUCAACAAACAUCUCUCCAAAAAGGAAAAGGAAUUCUACCGAAAAUGGCGCGACAGCUUGGCAUUUAACGAAAUUUAUCGAAACUUUACGGGUCGCUCCUAUUUGGCAAACUAUUUGAGAGAUCCACCACGCCAUUUUCUAUGGAGUGGCGAAUACUUUGGUCAGACGCAUUGGGUAGAGACCAGCGAGACGCACUUUGUCAUGACUCCACCGAAGAGCGCUCUGGGACAACUCAAGACCAGCAAAAAGCGUAGUCUCAAAGAAGGAGAGACGGUAGCUUUGGAGGAAUAUAGAGCACCCGGGCAGGCAACAAUGAAUAUGACACUCAAAGUGCUGUCAGUGGCGCCACGUGUGUUUGAAAUCCCCAAUUUCUUGUCACAAACAGAAGUGGAUCACAUUUUGGAUUUGGCCGGAGGCGUUCAGUUGAGUCGCAGCAGCGUGGGAGAUGUGGGUCACGGAUACAGCAAGGCUGAAAACAAAAAAACGGAUACCAGGACUUCCUUCAAUGCAUGGGUCCAGCGAGGCAAAAGUCCCAUUGUGGAUGCAAUCUACCGCAGAGCCGCCGAUUUAAUGCGCAUCGAUGAAGCGUUGCUUCGAAACCGUGACAGCAGUGAGAGACCUGAUUGGCCCACCAAGGGAUCCUUGGCAGAACACUUGCAGUUGGUUCAUUAUGAUCCGGGACAGGAGUACACGGCCCAUCAUGACUUUGGAUUUUCGGACCUGUCCGAUUUGCAGGGUGCUAGGUUUGCCACGCUACUGCUGUACCUGAAUGAUGAAGGAUUGGUGGGCGGUGAGACCACAUUCCCUAGGUGGGUCAAUGCCGAAACGUUUGACAAGCUCAAGGUCAAACCCGAAGAGGGCAAAGCUGUCCUCUUUUAUUCGCAGUUGCCAGAUGGAAACCUGGAUGAUUUCAGCCAGCACAGCGCUGAAAAGCCCAGGGCUGGCGAAAAGUGGUUGAUCAACUUGUGGACAUGGGAUCCCAAGUAUCACUAG
Seminavis robusta is the source of this 1485-nucleotide messenger RNA. NCBI's taxonomy places the organism in Eukaryota, Bacillariophyta, Bacillariophyceae, Naviculales, Naviculaceae. The record is from the annotation of a GenBank genome assembly.